AUGAAGCCAACUGGAGACGGCAAGCACGAUCUUGGUUGCGUGGAUGCUGGAGGCGAACUGGACGUCACUCACACUUGCGAUUGGUGCUGUGCGUUCUCCGUCGACCUGUUCGUCUCUUCGAUGGAGAAGGUAAUCGAGAAGUACGGGGAUAUCCACACGUUCGUAUAUUGGAAAAAUUCAGGCGACAAUUUCUUCAAGUGCGGCGAGUUCGUCAAUGCCUACAAGCGUCUCCGCACGAAGCCAGUGCGCUACGUCGGUGUACAGGCGGCUUCCAAGGUGUCGCGCCUGGGACGCACGUUGCCGCUCCUGUCGUGGAGUCGUUGCGCCCGCUUUGCCACCUUGUGCCUCUUCCUGUGCAUGAUUCUGAACCACCCUAUCAACAGGGUCGACUAG
Prorocentrum cordatum is the source of this 393-nucleotide messenger RNA. Lineage: Eukaryota; Dinophyceae; Prorocentrales; Prorocentraceae. The record is from the annotation of a GenBank genome assembly.